AUGAUUGGUAGCUUGGACUGUAUGCACUGGACAUGGAAGAAUUGUCCAACGGCAUGGCAAGGAGCUUUUCAGGGAAAAGAGAAGUGUUCGACGGUGAUCUUGGAAGCCGUGGCUUCUAAGUCGUUAUGGAUUUGGCAUGCAUUCUUUGGCAUGCCUGGCGCCAACAAUGAUUAUAAUGUACUCAAGCGUUCACCUUUGUUGAAUGACCUGGUAAAUGGUGUUGCUCCCAGGAUUUACUUAACUGUGAAUGGUGCGACGUACAGUCAGGGAUACUAUUUUACAGAUGGAAUUUAUCCUGCCUGGGCAAUUUUCCAAUCCAGUAUCAGUGCGCCCCAAGGCAACAAGCGUAAUGUCGAUGCAAUGAAUGAUGUGAUGCUAGCAUGCAUCAUCCUUCAUAAGAUGAUUUGCCCAGUCGCAAUGAUAGCAAACGCGAUGCAAGUGCUUGAAGACGAAGAACUUCACUAUGAAUUAAAAACGGAUUUGAUCGAACACGUAUGGCAGUGCUACGGUGAUCUCGGCUAG
Molecule: messenger RNA, 522 nt
Organism: Phytophthora infestans T30-4
Lineage: Eukaryota; Oomycota; Peronosporomycetes; Peronosporales; Peronosporaceae
Exons: 3
Coding region: 1-522 (173 amino acids)
Source: RefSeq, a predicted model, not a curated record